UUCCUUUCUUGGAGCUCUUUGUCGUGUGGAAAGAUCACCACGUACCUCAGGGGAUACGAAUAUGGAUACUUUCUCCAACAUAAAGAACAUCCUGGUGAAAUUCUAUGAUGAAUACAACCAGACGACACCAAAGAAGCUCAAGAUAGUCGAUGCAUAUCUGUUUUACAUCAUGCUAACGGGAAUCAUUCAAUUCGUGUACUGUUGCUUAGUGGGAACUUUUCCAUUCAACUCAUUCCUGUCUGGAUUUAUUUCCUGUGUCGGAUCUUUUGUUUUAGGAGUUUGUCUACGAGUGCAAAGCAACCCAGCCAACUAUUCUGAUUUCAAAGGGAUUUCUCCAGAGAGAGCAUUUGCUGAUUUUAUCUUUGCCAGCAUCAUUCUCCAUCUUGUGGUCAUGAAUUUCAUUGGUUGAGGAAGCUUUUAUAGUAAUUGUAAACAACCUUCUUUAUGGACAGAAAAAUUAAACAGGAACAAGAUAGAGCCAUUUCUUUUGCUUCAUCUAGUAGUGAGCUGUCAAAAUGUCAUCAAUUUAAGUCCACACUUGUAUUAAAUACACAAUUUUCAGUGA
Messenger RNA from Pocillopora verrucosa, 565 nucleotides. RefSeq names its product dolichyl-diphosphooligosaccharide--protein glycosyltransferase subunit DAD1. Gene Ontology annotation, biological process: protein N-linked glycosylation. The record is from RefSeq and is a predicted model, not a curated record. Lineage: Eukaryota; Metazoa; Cnidaria; Anthozoa; Scleractinia; Pocilloporidae. Gene Ontology annotation, cellular component: oligosaccharyltransferase complex; membrane.